AUGUGUGCUUCACAUCAGCCCUGCAACAUGACACCCGAGGAGGCACAGGGAAUAAAUAGCAGUACCCAUAAAACGGGCACGGGCCGCUCGGCGCCGCCGCGCUAUCCCGCAAGGAAGGUUCCUUGGCUCUUCCACUCUGGACCUGGCAGCGAGGACGGCUCUCGUGGGCAAAAGCGGAGCUCUCCUGCGCUCCAGAGUGAGGAAGAAACAGGAGAUGCUUUGUCUAAAUGGGGAGUUUAUCGUGAGCUGCUCGUGAUUGAGUUGUGGUGCCGAAGAAACAUGGACAGGAGCAGCAGGGACAGGGUGCGAUGGGGAAAGCUAGAAGCCCUGCCCAGCCUGAACACUGAUGGAGCCUGUGUAUUUAAAUGCCUGGUUAACAGAGACACUGAAUACUGUCGUUUGGGGAAAGAGUCUGUGUUAAUUACGCUGGGAUACAACAGUGCCUUGSUCCAGUUCAAAUCACAAGCUGAAUACAGUACAUUUUCCAGUGCAUUAAAGAAAUGCUGUAACCAAAAGAAGAAAGACUCUGUGUUCAGUCAGCGAACAGAUGAAUCAUCUGCUUCCCAGUAUUUUCAGUUUUAUGGCUGUCUGUCCCAACAACAGAACAUGAUGCAGGAUUUUGUGAGGACAGCCACGUAUCACAGGGCCAUCGUGCAGAACCACAUAGACUUUAAGGACAAGGUGGUUCUAGAUGUUGGCUGCGGAUCAGGAAUCCUUUCGUUUUUUGCAGUGCAGGCUGGAGCUAGAAAAGUCUAUGCAGUGGAAGCCAGUUCAGUGGCAAAAUAUGCAGAGCUGUUGGUGUGAAGUAACAACCUUUCUGACAAGAUCAUCGUCCUGUCAGGAAAAAUCGAGGAGAUCUCCCUACCAGAGGGUGUUGAUGUGGUAAUUUCUGAACCGAUGGGUUAUAUGCUUUUCAAUGAAAGGAUGUUGGAAAGUUACCUCCACUCCAAAAAAUGGCUGAAAUGCAAUGGAAUGAUGUUUCCAACACUUAGUGACAUUCAUUUCGCUCCUUUUUCCAAUGAGCAGCUGUACAUGGAACACUACUCCAGAGCCAAUUUUUGGUACCAAGAAUGCUUUUAUGGGGUCAAUCUCUCCAGUCUUCGCAAAGCAGCUGUGGAUGAAUAUUUCAGACAGCCUAUUGUGGACACCUUUGAUGUGCGAAUCCUGAUGUCUCGGACGGUGAAGUACACCAUCAACUUCACGGAGGCUGCGGAGGAGGACUUGCACAGAGUGGAAAUCCCUUUUGUUUUCCAAAUGAUGCAGUCUGGACUAAUCCAUGGCCUGGCCUUCUGGUUUGAUGUGGCUUUUGUGGGAUCGCUGGUAACUGUUUGGUUGUCAACUGCGCCAACGGAGCCUCUCACCCACUGGUACCAAGUGCGCUGCCUUCUUCAGACGCCUCUCUUUGCUAAGGAGGGAGAAACUCUCUCAGGGAAAGUUUUGUUUGUUGCCAAUAAAAGACAAAGUUACGAUAUUCAGAUUGUGGCUGUGGUAGACCAGACAGGAUUUAAAUCGGGUAACAUUCUUGAUUUAAAGAAUCCAUUUUUUAGGUAUGCCUAGAAUAUAUCGUAGUUUGGCAUCAGAAAAGAUGAAGUGAGAUUCUCACCAAGCUGAAUAACCAAUGAGACUGAAUUCAGUUCCUAGUAGGCCUUUGUAAAAGGUCCUUGUGUAAAAUCAGUUUGUAACUGUACAUAUCUGUAAUAAAAGAGUUUAUGCAAGUAA
This is a messenger RNA of Nothoprocta perdicaria, 1719 nucleotides long. Its product is annotated as histone-arginine methyltransferase CARM1-like. Gene Ontology annotation, molecular function: protein-arginine N-methyltransferase activity. The record is from RefSeq and is a predicted model, not a curated record. NCBI's taxonomy places the organism in Eukaryota, Metazoa, Chordata, Aves, Tinamiformes, Tinamidae. Gene Ontology annotation, biological process: peptidyl-arginine methylation. The transcript has 14 exons.